CGUGCUAUUCCGUCAGCUAAGAAUUCGUCUCCCUGUUUGCCGUGUUUCACUGUGAUAAAUAAAAAAUGUCCGAGCGGUCGGAGCGUUCCAAGAAAAUGUCCUACAGCGAAAUAGUGCACAUUUUGGCACUAUACCGGAGAAACGGAUGCCUCUGGGACCUCCACCAUGAGCACUACAAAAACAAACAAAUGCGAAACAAAGCUUUCGAGAGCAUACGGAUUGCCACGAAUGCCGAAUCGACCGACGAGGUCAAACGGAGGCUCAAAAUCAUCCGCGAUACGUACAACAUCGAAAAGAACAAAAUGAAAAGGCCACGAGCAGGAACCAGCGAAACGUACAGUACAAAACUUUCCUGGUUCCUAAUAGCGGAUGAAUUCCUAUCGAGGUGCGAAACUAGAUGGUCAUCUUACGAGCCUGUGAAUUCAUCGCUCUUCGAAUACGAACCAACUUCGUCGGUUCAACCUGAUCGCUCAAACUCGUCUCCUGAGGACGAAUCUCCGGAAGAGCAGGACCAAACGGAAGUAACCGAAGUGCAGCAACAACACUGCAAACCUGAGUAUGCAAUAGAUUUCGAAAAUACCGAAAUAGUACCAGCCUGGCCAACCGGCAUUGAAAACUGUCAUACGUCGAAUCCAUCUCCUCAGACACCGGCACCGAAAGCGCGAACCCGUCCGGCACAACAUACCACGAAGCGUACUAGGAAAGAUGCAAACCAACAACCACCGGUGCCACACACCGGUUCAUUUCCGGAUCGGCUCGAAAGUAUCAACUCAGCGGCCCUUACGCCGUCCGUCCCGGACGAGUACCACUAUUUCGGACUGCACCUGGCAGCACAGUUCCGGCAGCUUCCGGUGCUGAAGGCACUUGCCCUGCAGGAACGAAUUCAAUCCAUGGUCUACAAAGAACGGAUCGAGUACGAAAAGAGUCAAUUUUGGAGCUCGCAAACACCACCCUUGCCAGGCGGGCAUCAACUGCAUCCGUACGAGAACAACAUCCAUCCAACAUGCAACGGGGAAGUCGAAGAAUACGGUCCCGACCAGAGGCUAAGUGACCUCGCUAUAGAAAUGUGUGUGGGUAAUGCUAUAAAAGAGGAGACCACGCCAAAUUAUUGACUGACGACAUUCCGAUGUUUUAUGUUCUGCUUCAUUGUUUUCAAUAGUGCAACGUUUAUUUCAGACAACGCGUAGAUUUUCACACAAUCGCUUAGCUUUAUGAACUUUUAAAACCUGACCACUUAUCAUGACAGAUUUUUUGGAAUGAUCCCCUAUAUCAGUUACUUUCCAGUAAGACGUAGUCAAAAUUAUAAAACCCUUCGGCUCUUUUUGGACAAUAAUAUUGAAAAAUUCCCAAGCGAUCAAAGCAACCUAUGCAAUCAAUUUUUCAUGUCGAAGUUUCUUUCAUUUUUUUUUUUUCUUUUAUAUUGGGGGGAAGACAUUUUUCUACAUCAAUAGUAAUUCUG
Molecule: messenger RNA, 1459 nt
Organism: Sabethes cyaneus
Lineage: Eukaryota; Metazoa; Arthropoda; Insecta; Diptera; Culicidae
Exons: 2
Coding region: 66-1112 (348 amino acids)
Source: RefSeq, a predicted model, not a curated record